AUUUAAAUCAGUAAUAAGGAGCUUGAUUUGAAGGAUAAGUAAUUACAGGGUCAUCUAGGAAGGGGGUUUACCCCACGGCCACGUGACUCAUUUUGCGAUAGCGGCUUGCACACUUCGGGAAUUUCCUCUGACACAAUCCAAACACAGCGCUAUCUUGCACACCCCAAGACAGUAUAUAAGAGGGUUGGGUUACACACCUCAGACAUCAGAAACCUUCCGAGAUAACAAGAGAAGCUCACUGCUCCUUCCUGGCAAGCAGAGACUGAAGAAUCAAGGAGGAAAGCUCGCCUCGCCUCUCAUCAUGAGCUGUAAAUUGGUUGUUGCUGUCCUGGCUGUUUUCCUAAUCUACGCAGCGGUGUCAGAAGGGAUGAGUCUGGCAAGGAUGGGGAAUGAGCUCCGAUGCCAGUGCAUCAGCACGCAUUCCAAGUUCAUCCCUCCCAGGAACAUUCGGGACGUGAAGCUGACCCCGAGCGGACCUCACUGCCAGAACGUUGAAAUCAUCGCUACUCUUAAGGACGGCAGAGAAGUGUGUUUGGAACCCACUGCUUCGUGGGUGAAGAUCAUCAUUAAAGCAAUUUUGGACAAAGCUGAAGCCAAUGGUGAGGCAAAACGCUAAGAGAAGCCAAAGAAGAAAAAUCUCUGAUGUUCUCCAGUUUCCCCUUGAAGGAAACCUCUCUGUGAAAGUGCCAGUCUGCAAGCAGCCCACCUCCUUCUGUUAAUAUGUUUUCAGGCAGAUUCCAGCUAGCAGUCUAUUUAUGUAUUUAUUUAUUGAGGAGCAUCAUGUUAAGAGACUUUUUUUUUUUUUAAAAAAAAAGAAGGCUCAGUUGUCUAUGGGAUAUGCCACUUUCUGAAGUUGAAAACCCUGGGUAGAGAAAAGGGAUUUGCUGAGGGAAAUGAAGACCCUUUGGAAACCCCUUAAGCUGAACAGGGUUGUAUGAGUGCAAUGCACUCGCAGCACAGCUGUAUUUAGUCUAAGCCUUGCUCUUUUACUAGUAGAGCAGUAAACUGGUAACAGUUACCCCUCCCCUGCACGAGUAUGUUGCAUCAACAGCACAGUGAGUCCUAGCCAGCCUGAGGCUAGCUAUUGGCUGGGAUUUUGUGGCUUUCAGAAAUUAAGCAGCCAAAGUGCUGUAAUUUGGGGGGCAUUAUUUAUUGUGCUAUAGCACAUCAAUGUUUAUAUAUAAAUAAUCUCUAUUUAACAAGUUAAUCUUUGAGUAAUCUAUUUAUUUAAGUUAUUUUGAUUCAUCUGGAUUUUUUUCUAAUAUGCUAAUUCCUUAUGAAAAUAGAAUAUUUCAUGUUCCUGCUGUUGUGUAGGUUGUUAAUUGUUUUGUUCAAUGAAUGGGAAAAUGUUGAGGCGCAUGUUCCAGUUUUCUUAUUCCUGUACACUUUGGAAUUCCAUCAUUUUUACAUUAAACUAUAUGCUUAAAAAAAAAAGAAA
Messenger RNA from Chelonia mydas (Green sea turtle), 1438 nucleotides. RefSeq names its product interleukin-8. Bases 302 to 616 code for a protein of 104 amino acids. Gene Ontology annotation, biological process: neutrophil chemotaxis; cellular response to lipopolysaccharide; antimicrobial humoral immune response mediated by antimicrobial peptide. Gene Ontology annotation, cellular component: extracellular region. The record is from RefSeq and is a predicted model, not a curated record. The transcript is spliced from 4 exons. Gene Ontology annotation, molecular function: chemokine activity; CXCR chemokine receptor binding. Lineage: Eukaryota; Metazoa; Chordata; Testudines; Cheloniidae.